Leptomonas pyrrhocoris is the source of this 674-nucleotide messenger RNA. RefSeq lists its product as hypothetical. The record is from RefSeq and is a predicted model, not a curated record. The transcript has a single exon. NCBI's taxonomy places the organism in Eukaryota, Euglenozoa, Kinetoplastea, Trypanosomatida, Trypanosomatidae. The coding region runs from base 78 to 674 and encodes 198 amino acids.
AGCGGCACGCACGAUUUUUUUCUCCCUUUUCGUAAUUUCUUAGCGUCUGUUGUUAUAGCUCUACUAGAGCGCCCAACAUGCUGGCCGAGCCGAAGACUUCGGUGAUCCGUGGGGAUCGUAAGCAGCUGACGUCCAAAUACACAGAUGGGAGUGAGAUGAUAGAGGAGUAUGACGUGGUGACAGACGCGCUUCUCUUGCGGAAACGCCGCAGCAAAAAUGCGCUGGGCGGCUACUCGGACUGGGUGAUUGAGGUCGGCACCGAGGCACCGAGUCGCAACUUGGACCGCGCGUUAAUCGUCGAGGCGAGCGGGAGCCCCAUCGUGGUGCGUCAGGACACCAAAGACAACUACGUGAUUCGCAUCCGAAACUUGCCCUACCCAAGAGAGGUCUUCGCUGUCACGGUAGAACGUCCAGAGGGCGAUGCGGUUGGCAAAAUAGUGGUUCGCACAUCGAAUAGGAAAUACUUUAAGCGGCUCGACAUCCCUGACCUGGAGCGCGCCAAUGUGCCGCUUGAUUCCGCGAGUCUUUCGUACAGCGUGCAGCUUCAGACGCUGAUUAUUCAGUACAAGAAGCCGUUACCAGUGCUGACGGCGGAGGCGGCUGCGCGCAAGGAGCGGGCUGCGAUGCCGUCGAAGCGCAUCGAUGACAACACUUCUGAUUGCAAACAACAAUAG